GUCUUCUAACAGAGUGUUCGAGGUCAUCCCUACCCCACCUCAUUUCCAACUCCAUUUCACUAUUCCCCCCAAACGGCCAAAGUUCACUUUCCUCGAUUCUGCCCUGACACGUCAUGACGACCUUGUUUCAAUCUACAACUGAAUCCCCUACCAAUCCAUCAGCCGCUGAUUUCGAGCCUGACGAACAAUGGAAGAGUCGCCUCAAAGUCAAUAUCGAGAACAACUUGCGUUCAAUGGUCGACGAAGCUAAACAGAACUUACACGACACCCUCAAGAGAGCCCCAGUCAGCGCUCUCGAACGCGAACGCUUGACCGAGGAACACCUCGCUACCAUGAAGAACAUCCGUAAUCUUGCCGAGGAACAAUUCCGCAUCGCCCUCGAACGUGAACGCCAAGAACGCCGCUGGGCCGCUGGUCAAGUCUUAGAUCAGGGAUGGUCAGACGAAAUGGCAAAGGAACAACAAGCCAUCUUGGACAAGAUUGAAAGAGAACGCAAAGAUAAAGAUAAAGCUGCUGUUCAUUCUUCAUCUUCAUCUCAGCCUAUCGCAGAUCUUUCAAUAUCCCGUUCUAGCCGCAGUCGUUCUCCAGAACGUAUUUGGACCCCGCAAGAACGUACGGAACUCGAGCACGAGGCAGAUUACUUCCACAGUCGGGAGUUUGAGGAAGACCACGUACCACCACCUCGCGAUACCGGCAAGGCUCGUGCCGUGUCUGUUAGUAGCAGUAGUCGGAUCAUACAGGCCCCCCACCACGUUGGAUACAACAGACAGAAGUUUUGAGCGCCCAAAGCUUUCUCCUACCAUCGACGAACUAGACGACAUGCCUAGAUCUGCUCGUUCACCUACCGAUGCUCAGGACAGCAUCAGACGCGGAAGCCUUCGUCGCAAAGCUAGCAUUUCUACUAGACAAAUUCCCGGAAUUCUGGGUUCCUUCUAUCACGCCUGAACAGGAUGCUCAGAUGUCUCGUACGUACAGUCUUGCGCGUCGUGGGAGCACCGCGAGCACCUCUUCCUAUCGGGCACCAUCUGUGCUCAACAUCCCGUUUUCAUCCGAACCGCACGACAUGAUACCCAGUGCGAUAGAGAGCAAUAGAGAACGUAUGUCGGAAAGGGAUAGAGAGCGUAUAUCAUCUAUGG
Molecule: messenger RNA, 1136 nt
Organism: Suillus subalutaceus
Lineage: Eukaryota; Fungi; Basidiomycota; Agaricomycetes; Boletales; Suillaceae
Exons: 2
Coding region: 114-779 (221 amino acids)
Source: RefSeq, a predicted model, not a curated record